AUGGGUCUCAAGUCUGUCGUCGCUCUUUCGCUAGCCUGCCUCAGCGCCGUCCCGGUGUGCGCCCAGUCGGAUGUUCUGCAGUACGUCGAUCAGUUGAUUGGAAGUAGCAAUGGAGGAAAUGUGUUCCCCGGUGCCACGCGGCCGUACGGAAUGGCCAAAGCAGUCGCCGACACGGAUUCGGGCAGCAACCAGGGCGGCUUCACCACCGACGGCGCCAACAUCACCGGCUUCAGCCAGAUGCAUGACAGCGGGACCGGGGGCAGUCCAUCUUUAGGCCUGUUCGCCCUUUUCCCCUACACCAACUGCCGGGGCGACGAGAUCGACAACUGCGUCUUCCCCAAGAAGGCCAGACGGACGCCGUACCAGAACGGCUCCCUCCAGGCCAGCCCGGGCUAUUUCUCCUUGACCCUGAACAGCGGCGUCCAAGUCGAAAUGACUUCCGCCGCGCACACGAACCUGUUCCGCUUUUCCUUCCCCUCGACCGGCACCGACGGCAACGCUCCGAGCCCGCUGAUCCUCCUGGACCUGACGGAUCUGUCUGAUUCCCGCCAGGACAACGCGACCAUCGCCGUCGACGCCGCCACGGGCCGGAUGACGGGCAACGCGCGGUUCCUCCCCAGCUUCGGGCAGGGCAACUACGUGGCGUACUUCUGCGCCGACUUCCAGGGCGCCGCCGUCCGCGACAACGGCAUCUUCGCCAACAGCCGGGCGAGUGCGGACGUCAAGAACCUGACCAUCUCGCGCUCCAUCAACGGCUACCCGCUGCCGGGAGGCGGCUUCGUGCGCUUCGCGAAUCCGGGGGGCAACGCGGUGGUGGCGCGCGUGGGCGUCAGCCUGAUCAGCGAGCAGCAGGCGUGCAGCAAUGCGGAGUCGGAGAUUCCGGAUUAUGAUUUCGAGGGCACGCGCAGCGCGGCCGUCGACGAGUGGCGGCAGAAGCUCAGUCCCGUGCGCGUGUCGACGGAGAAUGUUGACCGCGAUUUCCUGGUUAAUUUUUACAGCGGCAUUUAUCGGACUAUGGUCAACCCGCAGGACUACACGGGCGAAAACCCGCUGUGGAAGAGCGACGAGCCGUAUUUCGAUUCGUUUUAUUGUAUUUGGGAUUUGUUUCGUUCGCAGCUGCCGUUCUUGACUAUCGUCGAUCCGGACCAGGUCGCACGCAUGGUCCGCUCGCUGAUCGAUACGUAUAGGCACGUCGGCUGGCUGCCUGAUUGCCGAAUGAGUCUGAACAAGGGCUACACGCAGGGCGGGUCGAACGCGGACGUCGUCCUCGCCGACACGUACCUCAAGGGGCUGCGCGACGGCAUCAACUGGGAAGACGGGUACGCGGCCGUCGUCAAAGACGCAGAAGUCGAGCCGUACGACUGGUGCUGCCAGGGGCGCGGCGGGCUGGACAGCUGGAAGGCGCUGGGCUACAUCCCCGUCGAAGACUUCGACUACAAGGGCUUCGGCACCAUGACGCGCAGCAUCUCCCGACACCUCGAAUACUGCUACAACGACUUCACCAUCGCCGAGCUGGCCAACCGCCUCGGCGGCGACCGCGCCGCCGACGUCGCGAAAUACCAGGACCGCAGCGCCAACUGGAAGAACCUCUUCCGCGCCGACCAGACGUCAUUCCUCAACGGCACCGACACGGGUUUCGUCGGCUUCUUCCAGCCGCGCUACCUGAACGGCACGUGGGGCUUCCAGGACCCGCUGCGCUGCAGCAACAUCGACCCCUUCACCGACAGCGUGUGCAGCCUGCAGAACACGGCCGUCGAGACGUUCGAGUCGUCCGUGUGGGAAUACGGCUUCUACGUCCCGCACGACAUGGCGGCGCUCAUCACCGCCUUCGGCGGGCCCCGCGAAUUCGUCCGGCGCCUGGAGUACCUGCACGACCGCAACAUCACCUACAUCGGCAACGAGCCAUCGUUCCUGACGGUGUUCCAGUACCACUACGCGGGCCGCCCGGCGCUGUCGGCGCGCCGCAGCCACUACUACAUCCCGGGCUUCUUCAAGACGACCAACGACGGCCUGCCGGGCAAUGACGACAGCGGCACGAUGGGCGCGUACGUCGCGUUCAGCAUGAUGGGCCUGUUUCCGUGCCCGGGCCAGGACGUGUACUUCAUCACGCCGCCCUUCUUCGAGAGCGUCAACGUCACGCACCCGCUGACCGGCCGCACCGCCACCGUCAGGAACGUCGGCUUCGAUCCGAGCUACCAGGCCAUUUAUAUCCAGAGCGCGACGCUGGAUGGCGUGCCGUACACGAAGAAUUGGAUCGAUCAUAGCUUUUUUACUGAGGGGAAGGAGCUCGUGCUCACGCUGGGCAGGAACGAGAGUGCGUGGGGGACGAGGGUUGAGGAUCUGCCGCCGAGUUUGAGCGAGUAUCGUGGGUUUAAUGAGUCGUCGUCGGCGAAGGGGAGGAGGUGGGCGCCGCCGCCGGCGCCGGUGGUCAAGCCGAGGCAGUUGAUGGUGCCGGGCGUUUGGCCGCCGGAUGGGAAAUUGGGGGGGAUGUAG
This is a messenger RNA of Lasiodiplodia theobromae, 2493 nucleotides long. RefSeq names its product Alpha-12-mannosidase. NCBI's taxonomy places the organism in Eukaryota, Fungi, Ascomycota, Dothideomycetes, Botryosphaeriales, Botryosphaeriaceae. Gene Ontology annotation, molecular function: carbohydrate binding; peptide-N4-(N-acetyl-beta-glucosaminyl)asparagine amidase activity. Bases 1 to 2493 code for a protein of 830 amino acids. Gene Ontology annotation, cellular component: nucleus; cytosol. The record is from RefSeq and is a predicted model, not a curated record. The transcript has 4 exons. Gene Ontology annotation, biological process: protein deglycosylation; protein quality control for misfolded or incompletely synthesized proteins; carbohydrate metabolic process.